AUGUCUGAUGAUGACAAGGAAAGAGAACCUUGGCUCAAUUUCGACAGAGACUACACGUACGAUGAGCUUUUAACUCGUGUUAUCGACAUCAUGAGAGCUAAAAAUCCUGAUAUGGUUGCUGGUGAAAAGCGAAAAUUCGUUAUGAGACCACCUCAGGUUGUUCGUAUUGGUACAAAAAAGACUUCAUUUGUUAACUUUAUGGAUAUCUGCAAGUUUUUACAUCGACAACCCAAGCACUUGCUAGCAUUUCUUUUAGCCGAGUUAGGUACUAGUGGGUCAGUCGAUGGCAAUAACCAGCUUAUUAUUAAAGGGAGAUUUCAACAAAAACAGAUAGAAAAUGUAUUAAGAAGAUAUAUAAAGGAAUAUGUUACUUGUCAUACUUGUCGCUCUCCCGAUACUAUAAUACAAAAAGAAGCCAGACUAUACUUUUUAAAAUGUGAAAGGUGUAAUUCCGGUCGUUCUGUAGCAAGUAUUAAUUCUGGUUUCCAAGCUGUAACAGGCAAAAGAGCUGCUCUCAGACAAAAACAGCAGUAG
Messenger RNA from Trichoplax adhaerens, 534 nucleotides. RefSeq lists its product as uncharacterized. Gene Ontology annotation, molecular function: mRNA binding; translation initiation factor activity; translation initiation factor binding. The transcript is spliced from 5 exons. Bases 1 to 534 code for a protein of 177 amino acids. NCBI's taxonomy places the organism in Eukaryota, Metazoa, Placozoa, Uniplacotomia, Trichoplacea, Trichoplacidae. The record is from RefSeq and is a predicted model, not a curated record. Gene Ontology annotation, cellular component: eukaryotic translation initiation factor 2 complex. Gene Ontology annotation, biological process: translational initiation; formation of cytoplasmic translation initiation complex; formation of translation preinitiation complex.